Molecule: messenger RNA, 315 nt
Organism: Alternaria metachromatica
Lineage: Eukaryota; Fungi; Ascomycota; Dothideomycetes; Pleosporales; Pleosporaceae
Exons: 2
Coding region: 1-315 (104 amino acids)
Source: RefSeq, a predicted model, not a curated record
AUGCAAGUAAGCCAGGUCAAGGAGGUGUUCGAGGAUUCUAAGACACGUGCGGCACAACCGCUGAGAGGUCAAGCUGCGAAGACAAAGCUGAUGUUCGAUGCGGAAGAAGGCUUCGUACUUGGCCACCGCAAGCGGCCCAGCGAAGGCUCAAGUAUCGGCACGCCUAUAAGAGAAGACGGUUUCGUAUUCGGCCACCGCAAGCGGCCCAGCGGAGGCUCAAAUAUCGGCACGCCUAUAACAGAAGAAGGUUUCGUACUAGGCCACCGCAAACGGGCCAGCGAAGGUUCAAACGUCGGCACGCCUAUCAGAGAAUGA